Molecule: messenger RNA, 1572 nt
Organism: Wasmannia auropunctata (little fire ant)
Lineage: Eukaryota; Metazoa; Arthropoda; Insecta; Hymenoptera; Formicidae
Gene: OSCP1
Product: protein OSCP1
Exons: 4
Coding region: 110-1456 (448 amino acids)
Biological process (GO): transport
Cellular component (GO): cytoplasm; plasma membrane
Source: RefSeq, a predicted model, not a curated record
UUUCAGAGAAAACAACGAUUUUCUGUUUCGCUGCUUAUAUAUUUUAACUUGCUGUUUCUAAUCGCAACAUUCUGAUUGCAAUUCGUCAAAAAAACAUUAAUGGCAUUAAAUGUAUUCCUCAAAUUUGGCAAAUAUAAAAUUUUUAAUAAUGUUUUUAUUAACAAAUAAAGAGUGUUCUUCGCGCGUCUGUACGCAAAUUUCUCCGCGCAGUCUCGGUACCGAUCGUAAUUGUUGGACGCGCGUUAUGUACACUUACGUCGUCAAGACGACACAUCGACGCCAUCGACUGCCUCGCUUCAGUAAAGGCGUACGUGUACUUGUUCAAUAUACAUGUGUCGCUGACAGUAAUUCGUCGAAGUUCUCUUCUGCAAAAAUGUCUUUGCACGCGACACCCAUCCUGUAUUUAAAUAUGGGCGGCGAAAUGCUGUACGUUUUGCGACAGAGGCUGAAGGCGCAAAAGAUCGACGUCGACAAGACGAUACAAGUAUUGGACGACGUGACAACCGCUUUGCUCAAUCCCAAGUUAUUAUCGCCGAUUUUCGAAGAAUCGCCACUGAUCGGUGUAUCGCAAUUGCGCACCACUUUGGAGAGCGUCGCUCUUUCAUCCAUCAUGAAACUAGACAAGAAUAGUAUGGACAAACUAUUCGACCUGAUGAUCAUGAUGGUAAAGUAUCAAUUGAAGUCGGCUACUGGACCCAGAGAAGUUAUUCUCAUCACUCUGAAUCACAUAGACGCGAUGCGCGACAUGGUCAGCGACGUAAAUGCGCAAAAGUGCGUUGCCAUGGUGCAUCAGAUGAUUGUCAACUUCUACGGCUGCCUGACCUUCGAAGAGGUGUGGAACGCGCGGCAGAGUUGCCUGAAGGAAUUAGAGCCGUAUUGCGUGCGAGUCUCGAUCCUCCUGCGACGCGGUCUGCAGAACGACGACGCCAGCUUCAACGUGGCACCGCAGAAGUACGACGAGAAGUACGCGGAGCACGGGAGCAUCUUAGCCGCCAUGAGGAUUAAAGAUGUGAGCCCUGAAACGUGCUGCGGAGGAUCCUUCGAGCCUUUCAGCGACAGAAAGACGAUAUUGGGCAAAAAUAUAUAUCUGCCAACGUAUGGCAUAACGGAAGCUGCAAGGCGCGACAGCCAGCAGUUCCUAAGAGACUGCGGCGCGAAAGCGGAAUUAGGUAUGCUGGCCGUUCAGCUGGGCACCGAGGAGACCAAUUACGAGAGACCGUUCACGCUUAACUUACUGUCGAAUAUGGACGAGGAGAAUGUAAAUAAUGCGAAUAGGGAAAUCGAUGCCGAGGGGAACAACGCUAAACGAAGCAACGCGGAAAACGAAAAGCCAAAAUUGAACGACGACUAUAAAGCCAAACUCGACACUGUAUACGCGGAUUUUUUCGAGGACGAGCAGGAAGGCAGCUUGAAACGCAGUAUGGAUUUGCUCGACCUUCUCGACGAGAUCGAAUGAUUUGAGAUUUUAAUCGACGCAUAUAACGCAUUGCAAUUAUUUUUCCUAUAUUUUUCUUGCAUAUUUGUACACACCGUGUUUCUAAUAGAAAUAAAAUAUAUUCUCCCAUGUGAAAA